Molecule: messenger RNA, 2072 nt
Organism: Aricia agestis (brown argus)
Lineage: Eukaryota; Metazoa; Arthropoda; Insecta; Lepidoptera; Lycaenidae
Product: zinc finger protein 696-like
Exons: 4
Coding region: 169-1725 (518 amino acids)
Biological process (GO): regulation of DNA-templated transcription
Cellular component (GO): nucleus
Molecular function (GO): RNA polymerase II cis-regulatory region sequence-specific DNA binding; zinc ion binding; DNA-binding transcription factor activity, RNA polymerase II-specific
Source: RefSeq, a predicted model, not a curated record
CUUACGCUGCUUAACCAGUUUGUUUUUAUAAUUUUUUUGUUGUCGCUCCAUAAAUAGAUUUCCGAGUCGAUAGAGGUUAUGUUUAUAGUGAAACAUCACACUUUCGGUUACUUUCGGUUCGGAGAGUACGGCACGGGUUAGCAGCGAAAAGAAAGCGUAUAGGAAAGCAUGCACAUCGGAACGUGCCUGCUGUGCCUGGCGGUGGACCGGCGCACCCUCGACAUCGCGCGCUCCCAGCUGCUCCACGUCUACGAGAAGAUCACCGACUUCAAGAUUAAGAGUGACAGUCACCGGCUAUGCUUCAUCUGCCACACGAGGCUCCGACACGCUCACCAGUUGCGGCAACUGGCCAAAAGGACACAACACCUGCUGGCCAAUUUCAACACUAACAAGUUUGAGAAAUGUAUUGAAACUCACAAAUCUCUGGUGGAGCUCAGCUGGUGUCGCGUAGCGGACGUGGAUGUGGCGCCGGUGCGUGCGUGUGCGGGGGGCGCGGGGGGCGGGGAGGACGGGCCCGUCAAGGAGGAGCCGGCUGAAGAUGCGGAUGCACGUGGAGACAACGGGGCCUCAUCGCGACGGUCGGCGUCCGACGCCGGUGCCCCCGUCGCCGGGCCCGCCCCGCGCCCGGCCACCCCGCGCCCGCCGACGCACGCGGACAGACCGACCACUAGAGCAGCGCGAAAGCGACAGCGGACAGACGUCGCUUCCGAAUCAGUGGCACACAUUAUUACCGAAUCUACUACGUGCGUCAAUGUACUGCCGGAGGUGAGCGCCGCUCCGGUCGACGUCGGGAGAGUCGCUACAGACGACAGAGACGCGUCGCACGCGGUAGACAGAGGAAGCGCGGGCGACGAGCCGAGUGCGGUCGACGAGGCGACUGCGGUCUACGGGCCGAGUGCGGUCGACGAGGCGACUGCGGUCUACGGGCCGAGUGCGGCCGGGAAUGGAGCGAGCGAGUGUGACACAGCGACAGCAGCCGAGGACGCAGCGAGCGGCGAACGUAAUAUCGCGGAGACGAGCUCCACGCCCGGCCCGGCCGCAGGGGGCGGGGACGAAUCCUUCCCAUGCCGCUUCUGCCCCUUCCGCAGCGCGCGGCGCGACACCCUGCGGCGGCACGAGCGCGGGCACGCGGGGCCGCGCCGCUACUGGUGCGCGCAUUGCGACCGCCCCUUCCCGCACAAGGGCAACUACAUGCGGCACCUGCGCACGCAUACAGGCGACCGCCCCUACUCGUGCGAGCUCUGCCCCGCGACGUUCGCGCAGCUCAGCACGCUCAACGCGCACCGGCUCGUGCACACCGGCGAGCGGCCCUUCGAGUGCGGGCGGUGCGGCGCGCGCUUCGGCCGGCGCGGCGUGCUGCAGCGGCACGAGGCCACGCACACGGGCGUCAAGCCGCACCGCUGUGCCGAGUGUGGGAUGCGCUUCACGCGCAAAGCGUGCCUGGUGGACCACGAGCGCACGCACGGGGGCGAGCCGCCGCACGCGUGCGACGGCUGCCCGCGCCGCUUCUACCGCCGGACCGACCUCAACCAGCACCGGCGCACUCACACGGGCGCCAAGCCCUACGCCUGCGACCACUGCGAGCGCCGCUUCGCGCACAAGACCAGCCUCGUCAACCACCGGCGCACGCACACCGGCGACACGCCCUACUGCUGCUCCGUCUGUCGCCGCACCUUCAAGCAGCGCAGCAACCUGCUGCGGCACGAGCGCCUGCACUCGCCCUGACCGCCCCGCGCCGGCACGCGCCGCCCCCAUGUGUUCAAAUUCACUACGCGUCUUUUACUACACUCAAUUUUACUCUCAACCCAAUUUUCUUUUUAUAAAAUGUCGUAACAUACAAAUUGUUUUAGUAAUAUUUUUUUUAUGAAGUACGUUACGUAUGUAAAAGCAAGAGUAAAAAACUUACUCUUGCUUUUCCCUCUCACAAUACCGCUCAUAAUGACUAUUCCUUCACUAUUUCUGCUAUACGCCCAUGGAACGCUCUACCUGAAACUAUCCAAAAGUCACAAACAAUAAAUAUUUUUAAGAAACGAAUUAAGGAAUAUUAUCUAAAUCUGUCAUAAUAGUCUAUA